CAGGGCGUCCAUAAGCCGUGAGCCCAGUCUCUCCGCCACCUCUGUUUUUAUUUCUGGCGGCGAACCGGAAGGAGAGAGCCCUGCGUGCGAGAAAGGAAAGAAAGGAGCGGGGACAGAGGUAUUCCAGCUCUCUUUUUGAGAGAGAGGGAAGGAAGGAUCAUAAACAAGAGAGUUGGGAGAGGAAGAGGAGAGAGAGGAGACGAGAGGAGGGGGUUCGAGAGAGAGGGAAAGGCAACGGAGCCCUGCUGUAUGUCAGAUCGUAGUGAGGGAUACUACGGCGGAUUCGGUGAGCUCGCGAACCCCUUGCAAUGGCCACAACUGAGGAAAAAGCGACGCCUUGCUGCGCUUCCGCCCCCGCCGGCGGCGACGGAGGCCUCCGAAGGGAGGCGGCCGGGGUGGUCCGGGAAUGGACCGCCGGCGAGAAGCAGACCGUGGCAACGGCGGCCAUGAGCUCUCUGAUCCGCCCCGUCGAGGAGAUUCCGGAGCCAUCCGCGAAGCCUUCCACCAAGGGGCUUCCGAUGAUGAUGAGGGCCCAGACAAAACACCCUUUAGACCCAUUAUCUGCUGCUGAAAUCUCUGUGGCAGUAGCAACUGUUAGGGCUGCUGGAGCAACUCCUGAGGUGAGAGAUAGUAUGCGGUUUGUUGAAGUUGUUCUUCUGGAACCAGAGAAACAUGUGGUGGCAUUAGCUGAUGCCUACUUUUUCCCCCCUUUCCAACCAUCGCUACUCCCUAGAACGAAGGGUGGUCCUGUCAUUCCAAGUAAGCUUCCUGCUAGGAGGGCCAGGCUUGUUGUCUAUAACAAGCAAUCAAAUGAGACAAGCAUCUGGAUUGUUGAACUAUCAGAAGUACAUGCAGCAACCCGGGGUGGCCAUCACAGGGGAAAGGUCAUCUCGUCAGAAGUUGUUCCUGAUGUUCAACCUCCUAUGGAUGCUGUGGAAUAUGCAGAAUGUGAAGCUGCUGUGAAAAGUUACCCUCCAUUCAUAGAGGCCAUGAAAAAGAGAGGUAUAGAGGAUAUGGAUCUUGUGAUGGUAGAUGCCUGGUGUGCUGGCUAUCACAGUGAAGCUGAUGCUCCUAGCCGCAGACUUGCCAAGCCACUAAUUUUUUGUAGAACCGAGAGUGAUUGCCCCAUGGAGAAUGGUUAUGCACGUCCUGUUGAAGGCAUUCAUAUUCUUGUCGAUAUUCAGAAUAAUGUGAUAAUUGAGUUUGAAGAUAGAAAACUGGUUCCUCUACCUCCAGCAGAUCCAUUAAGAAAUUAUACUCCUGGAGAUACACGAGGAGGUGUUGACCGUAGUGAUGUGAAACCUCUGCAUAUUCUUCAGCCUGAAGGCCCAAGUUUUCGAGUUAAUGGUCACUUUGUAGAAUGGCAGAAGUGGAAUUUUCGAAUUGGUUUUACUCCAAGGGAGGGUUUGGUAAUUUAUUCUGUUGCAUAUAUUGAUGGUAGUCGUGGUCGGAGACCCAUAGCUCACAGGUUGAGUUUUGUUGAGAUGGUAGUUCCAUACGGAGAUCCAAAUGAACCACAUUACCGUAAGAAUGCAUUUGACGCUGGAGAAGAUGGCCUUGGAAAAAAUGCACACUCUCUUAAAAAGGGCUGUGACUGUUUGGGCUUUAUUAAGUACUUUGAUGCACAUUUUACGAAUUACACCGGUGGCAUAGAGACCAUUGAAAACUGUGUCUGCUUGCAUGAAGAGGACCAUGGAAUCUUAUGGAAGCAUCAAGAUUGGAGAACAGGCUUAGCAGAAGUAAGGCGAUCAAGGAGGCUUACUGUAUCAUUUAUAUGUACAGUAGCUAAUUACGAGUAUGGCUUUUUCUGGCAUUUCUAUCAGGAUGGUAAAAUUGAAGCAGAAGUGAAACUAACUGGAAUUCUCAGUUUAGGUGCAUUGCUGCCUGGUGAAUCAAGAAAAUAUGGUACAACCAUUGCUCCUGGUUUAUAUGCACCUGUUCAUCAGCAUUUCUUUGUUGCACGUAUGGACAUGGCCGUUGAUUGUAAGCCUAGUGAAGCAUUCAAUCAGGUGGUUGAGGUGAAUGUUAAAGUUGAAGGACCAGGCCAAAAUAAUGUUCAUAACAAUGCAUUUUAUGCCGAAGAAAAGCUUCUUAGAUCUGAGUUGCAAGCUAUGCGUGAUUGUGAUCCUUCAUCUGCUCGCCACUGGAUUGUAAGGAACACAAGAACUGUUAAUCGGACUGGCCAACCUACAGGAUACAAGCUUGUGCCUGGUUCUAAUUGUCUACCCUUAGCUGGUCCAGAGGCAAAAUUUUUGAGAAGAGCUGCAUUUUUGAAGCAUAAUCUUUGGGUUACGCCAUAUAAUCGUGAUGAGAUGUACCCUGGAGGAGAGUUUCCCAAUCAAAAUCCACGUCCAAAUGAGGGAUUAGCAACAUGGGUUAAGAAGAAUAGGCCACUUGAGGAAACUGACAUUGUUCUCUGGUACAUAUUUGGGGUUACCCAUAUUCCAAGGUUGGAAGACUGGCCUGUCAUGCCUGUGGAGCGCAUAGGUUUUAUGCUCAUGCCUCAUGGGUUCUUCAAUUGCUCCCCUGCUGUGGAUGUGCCUCCUGGUCAUAGUGAGGUGGAAGUCAAGGACAAUAAUGGAACGCCAAAGUUGAUUCAGAACGGACUGCUUGCAAAGCUGUGAGGGGAGAUGUGGAAGGAGAAACUGGAGGAAACAAGAGGAACUUUAAUGUUGUGCCUGCAGGAUGUCUGAAAGUUGCAAUAAAUAUGACUUUGGAUUGCGUUGUUUGUUGUUUUCUGUAUUGGUAUAUGUUCGAUCUAGCUCGUACUUCAUUUAAGCCAUAUGUCUUUCCUGCAGUUAGAAGAAAUACCAUUGAACGUAUAAAUUUUUAGGGUAUGUUUGGUUGUAAUGAGAAUUGCUUGGAAAACAUAUUUUUCUUGGACAAUCUAGAGCCUGCUUGGCGUUAUUGUUU
Messenger RNA from Elaeis guineensis (African oil palm), 2913 nucleotides. RefSeq names its product amine oxidase [copper-containing] zeta, peroxisomal. Gene Ontology annotation, biological process: amine metabolic process. Gene Ontology annotation, molecular function: quinone binding; copper ion binding; primary methylamine oxidase activity. The record is from RefSeq and is a predicted model, not a curated record. NCBI's taxonomy places the organism in Eukaryota, Viridiplantae, Streptophyta, Magnoliopsida, Arecales, Arecaceae.